Messenger RNA from Closterium sp. NIES-65, 459 nucleotides. NCBI's taxonomy places the organism in Eukaryota, Viridiplantae, Streptophyta, Zygnematophyceae, Desmidiales, Closteriaceae. The record is from the annotation of a GenBank genome assembly.
AUGUCACCAUGUCAGCGGGUCGCCAUGUCAGAAGCUGAAUAUGGUGCUUUCGCUGCAGCACUCGCAGCCACUGCCUUUGGUGCUCCCACCACCUUCCAGUCCGUUCCUGUCACACUCCACUGGUCCUUCCUUCUCUCUCUGCUCACAGUGCUGCCCUCCGCGCUCCUCUUUGGCUCCCACUCACACCUCUGGCGAUCCGUGCUGCUGCAAUUCAGCCCAGCGUCACUGCCAGAGGCGUGUGUGGUGACGUCAGCCCAUGGGGCGGUGGUGGGGGCAUGGGUGGGGGCAUGGCCCAUGCCCCUGGACUGGGAAAAGCCGUGGCAGGCAUGGCCUAUCAGCAGCACCUACGGCAUAUUGUCGGGCUUCUUGAUUGGUCUGCUUCUGCCCCACAUUGCCACGUGGCUGCUUCCACCAAUCAUUGUAUCGCAAUUGCUACAACGCAAACAGCACAGUGCAUAG